Phyllopteryx taeniolatus (common seadragon) is the source of this 1950-nucleotide messenger RNA. It is a transcript of the gene actl6a, whose product is annotated as actin-like 6A. Gene Ontology annotation, biological process: nervous system development; regulation of transcription by RNA polymerase II. NCBI's taxonomy places the organism in Eukaryota, Metazoa, Chordata, Actinopteri, Syngnathiformes, Syngnathidae. The record is from RefSeq and is a predicted model, not a curated record. The coding region runs from base 131 to 1420 and encodes 429 amino acids. Gene Ontology annotation, molecular function: chromatin binding. Gene Ontology annotation, cellular component: SWI/SNF complex; NuA4 histone acetyltransferase complex. The transcript has 14 exons.
CGGCCGCUGUGACGCACAAGUGGCGCCCGCUUCGUCACGGGUCCGUGCUAACUCCCGCAGCUCCUUUGUUGUCAUUCAGCAAUAAUAACCCACAUUAUCACGUAAACGCGCUGUUGUGAACAUUUCCAAGAUGAGCGGUGGAGUGUACGGGGGCGAUGAGGUGGGAGCUCUGGUGUUCGACAUUGGCUCAUACACAGUGAGAGCUGGCUAUGCAGGAGAAGACUGUCCCAAGGCUGACUUCCCCACGGUGAUCGGUGUUACCCUUGACCGCGAGGAUGGCACCACUCCCAUGGAGACGGACGGUGACAAAGGCAAGCAGAGUGGUACCAUUUACUACAUUGACACCAACCAGCUGAGGGUCCCGAGGGAGACCAUGGAGGUCAUGUCUCCCCUCAAGAACGGCAUGAUUGAAGACUGGGACAGUUUCCAAGCCAUUUUGGAUCACACCUACAGGAUGCACUUCAAGUCAGAACCAAGCCUGCAUCCAGUACUUAUGUCGGAAGCAUCAUGGAACACGCGCGCAAAACGAGAGAAACUGACCGAACUGAUGUUCGAGCACUACAACAUUCCCGCCUUCUUUCUCUGCAAGUCAGCCGUGCUGUCUGCCUUCGCCAACGGGCGGUCUACAGGCUUGGUCCUGGACAGCGGAGCCACACACACCACAGCCAUACCGGUGCAUGAUGGCUACGUCCUGCAGCAAGGCAUUGUCAAGUCCCCCCUGGCUGGAGAAUUCAUGAGCAUGCAGUGUCGAGAACUUUUCCAAGAGAUAAAUGUUGAAAUAAUUCCACCUUACAUGAUUGCAUCAAAGGAUCCAGUGCGAGAGGGAUCGCCGGCCAGCUGGAAGAAAAAGGAGAAACUACCUCAAGUCACACGCUCGUGGCACAAUUACAUGUGCAAUUGUGUCAUCCAAGACUUCCAGGCAUCUGUGCUGCAGGUGUCCGACUCGCCAUACGACGAACAGGUUGCUGCCCAGAUGCCCACAGUGCACUAUGAGCUGCCCAAUGGCUACAACUGUGAUUUUGGGGCUGAGAGGUUGAAAAUCCCAGAGGGCCUUUUUGACCCCUCUAACGCAAAGGGCUUGUCUGGAAACACGAUGUUAGGAGUCAGCCACGUGGUGACAACCAGCGUGGGAAUGUGCGACAUCGACAUUCGGCCGGGUCUGUAUGGCAGCGUAGUGGUGACAGGAGGAAACACGCUGAUUCAGGGCUUCACUGACCGACUCAACAGAGAACUCUCCCAGAAAACGCCCCCGAGUAUGCGACUGAAGCUGAUAGCCAAUAAUACCACAGUGGAGCGCAGGUUCAGUGCAUGGAUCGGAGGCUCCAUCCUAGCAUCACUUGGAACCUUCCAGCAAAUGUGGAUCUCCAAACAGGAGUACGAGGAGGGAGGAAAGCAGUGUGUGGACAGAAAAUGCCCUUAAUUUUACACCGAGCAUAUCCCCAUACCUAAUGAUACAGAGAACCAAUCGUAAAUCUUUUUUUAGCAGUUUGUCCAUAUUUUCUGUGUUUGUGGAUGUGUUGUAGCGACAUACACAUUCACAAUUGCCUAUCACUUUGAUGAAGUGAGAUUAAAUUUCUUUGCCAUAAUGUUCAGUGUGAUGCCUUAUCUUGAGAUGAAAAGUGGUUUAUGGAAACCAGAAAGCAACUAAAUCUCACUCGUGAACACUAUUUUCGUACUUUACAUCUGCUCUUCUUUCCUUUUGAUCAGUAUGGCAUACCCCAAAACAACAAACUUGGUUCCCACUGAGCAUAAAUACAUUUUUCCCCCCAAACAUUUUAUACACAAUACUGAUAAAGUAGUUUUGAAAGUUCACUUUCAAUAACUAGGUGUUUUUUAAGAACCUUUACAGUUGAAGUGAUAGUCUGUGGUGCAUAAACUGUACAAACUCAUUGACGUAGGCCUCGUUGCCUCUGUGGGAGUUUCAAGUCAUAAUAAAACUAUUUAAUUGUA